UAGAAAAGCACGCCUCGCAGUUGUCGACGUGGUAACCUCGUAACUCGAUCUGGGACUGGGAGGUGGGAGCCUUUUCUUUUCCCGUUUCUCCAUCAUAUUUUUCGUCUCCAUUUCUACUUCUCCCGCUCUCUCUCUCGCUCGUAUCGGUAUCUCAUGGCGUUGGCAUCCUCCCAUCCUCUCUCUCCCCAGUUUCUUUCCACUAGCUUUCAAACGAAGCUGCGGAAAGACCAUUCUCACCAACUUCCAAUCUGGUUUAAUACUCCUCGGCUCCGUUAUUGUCUCCGACUCCCAGCUACCAGAAGAUUCUCCAACUACUCGCAGGAAAGUGACAAUUUGGUCUCUGAACCACGUAAUUGGAGCGGGAGGAUCGCCAGGGACUAUGACGACUUCAGCACCGACGACGAUGCCGAUGACGAUGAAGAGGGCGAAGACGAAGAUCGGAGCUUGGAUCUUCUCGUUCGUUUCGUUCAGAAUGUGUUCCGGAAGAUCUCCCGGCGCGCUAGGAAGGCCGUCCGAUCAGUCCUUCCGCUUUCUAUUUCCACUAAAUUGGUGGGCUUUUCGGUUAACGGAAUUAUAAUAUUGGCGUUUUUGUGGGUUCUGAAGGCAUUCCUUGAGGUUGUCUGUACCCUUGGAAGUGUAGUGUUUGUAAGCAUCUUACUUAUUCGUGGGAUUUGGUCUGGAGUUUUCUAUUUACAAGAAAGCCGCAAUCACAGGACUAGAAGCAUUGAUGAUGAGAACACAGCAUGGACUGGCACCCUGCCAGCAACUUGAUUUGAUCCUUCCACCUAUUUUACAGGAAAAGGAAAACACAAAGGAUGAUUGGGAUGGCCUCCUAACCACAUAGAAAUUAAAAGAAAGAAUGAAAUAUGAACAAACAAUAAGGUUCCAGGGGAAGCAUUCCUUCAUCCAGAAUAAAGAAGGGAAGAAAGGUUUUGGCAUAUAAGUUAAGGCCAGUUUUCCAUGGGAACGCCUAAGAGCAGGCUAUUCAAUGUGAAUAAUGAUUACAUUUCAAAUAAAAGCAGUGAAAAAGAUGGAAUCUUUUGUAUGGCACACAUAUCUGAUAGAGGUAUAACACCAAACAUGGAUUAUAACUCUUGAACAAGAACAAACAAAGAAAGAAUGAAAACCCAAAAGAUUUUUCUUUCUUCUUACAGUUUUUCUUUGUUUUUUUCUUGGUUUUCAUGCUUUCCAGAUUUUGAUUAUGUUAUUCUAUGUUUACAUUUGUGAUUUAUAACAGCAGGAAAGACCAAUCUUUCAAUUGUAGCUUGAGCCUUUCUUGUUGCUUAGUUAAAAAUCUUUCUGUCCGUUUUGUGUUUGUUUCAUCAAGCUUGUAGAAAAUAUAAAGUAUCUCAGGUUGAUCAUCCUUGUUCAAGUUAUCAACUGAAUCAGUUACCCAUUUCCA
Molecule: messenger RNA, 1402 nt
Organism: Nelumbo nucifera (sacred lotus)
Lineage: Eukaryota; Viridiplantae; Streptophyta; Magnoliopsida; Proteales; Nelumbonaceae
Product: ATP phosphoribosyltransferase regulatory subunit
Biological process (GO): regulation of abscisic acid-activated signaling pathway; negative regulation of photomorphogenesis
Source: RefSeq, a predicted model, not a curated record